This is a messenger RNA of Brassica rapa (field mustard), 1896 nucleotides long. Its product is annotated as heterogeneous nuclear ribonucleoprotein 1. NCBI's taxonomy places the organism in Eukaryota, Viridiplantae, Streptophyta, Magnoliopsida, Brassicales, Brassicaceae. The record is from RefSeq and is a predicted model, not a curated record. Gene Ontology annotation, biological process: regulation of translation. Gene Ontology annotation, molecular function: mRNA binding.
GAUUUUUUUUAAAAAGAAACAAAAAAAAAACGUAAGAAGGAGCUUCUCUUUCCUUUUCCACUUCUCAUCUGCUCUGCACAAACUCCAUCCAUUUUUCUUUCCUCUUUGCCCAUUUCAAAACUAAAACAGUCAAUCCUUUCUUUUAUUAUUGGACAAAAAAAAAAAAAACAAAAAGAGAGAGAGAGAGGGCUCUCUCGCCCUCUGAUUGAUUAUAAAAGCUUCAUCCUCUCAAAGCUUUUGGAUUUCAAUCUCCUCUCUUCUCCGUUUUCUUAAACUUUCGGAAUACAGGAUCGUGGGUCGAUCGGUUCACAGAAUCCGAUCAAGACCCAGCUAUUCGUUUUCAUCGUUACAUCCUUUUUGCUUUCCGUAAAGAAUGGAUAUGGAGUCAGGUAAGCUCUUCAUCGGUGGCAUCUCUUGGGAGACCACCGAAGACCGUCUUCGCGAGUAUUUUCAGAGCUUCGGCGAGGUUUUGGAGGCUGUCAUCAUGAAGGAUCGUGCCACUGGUCGUGCGCGUGGCUUUGGUUUCCUUGUCUUCGCUGAUCCCAAUGUUGCCGAGAGAGUCGUCUUGCUCAGACACGUCAUCGAUGGUAAACUUGUUGAGGCGAAGAAGGCAGUUCCAAGAGAUGAUCAGAAGAGUAACAGCAGUCUCCAGGGAUCAUCACCUGGUCCAGCUAACAGUAAAAAGAUCUUUGUUGGAGGUUUGGCGUCAUCCGUUACAGAGGCUGAGUUCAAGAAGUACUUUUCUCAGUUUGGGACCAUCACUGACGUUGUGGUGAUGUAUGACCACCGAACACAGAGACCGAGAGGCUUUGGGUUCAUCUCUUAUGAAUCAGAGGACGCUGUAGACAGAGUUUUGCGGAGGACGUUCCACGAACUCAAUGGGAAGAUGGUGGAAGUCAAACUGGCUGUUCCCAAGGACCCAAUCCGGAACCAAAUGAAUGUCAAUGGCUUUGGGAGUGGUAGAAUCAGUGCAUUGCUGAUGAACGAGUACUCACAAGGGUUCAGCACGAGUCCAGUCUCCAGUUAUGGAGUGAAACCUGAAGUUAGGUACAGUCCAGGAGUAGUUAAUAGGGGCGGAUUCUCACCUUUUGGACAUGGAUAUGGGAUUGAUCUGAAUUUCGAGCAAGACCAGACUCAGAGCUAUGGAUCUGGCUCCAGUGCAGGCUUUGGACGGCCCUUUAGUCCAGGAUAUACUCCGAGCCUUAGCAGGUACAGUAGCCAGAUCGAGACAGGAGGAGCUAACGGUUCAGCAGCAAAGAAUCAUUUAUGGGGAAAUGGUGGUGGUCUAGGUUACAUGUCAAACUCACCAAUAUCUAGAAGCAGCUUCAGUGGAAACUCUGGGAUGUCUUCACUAGGCAGCAUUGGAGACAACUGGGGAGGAGCAGGUGCACGUGCACGUAAUAGCUACCGCAGUGAGGGAGGAGGCUUAGGAUUAGAAGCAAUGAGAGGAGUUCAUGUUGGUGGUUUAAGCAGCGGCUCAAACAGCUUGGAGGCAGACUCUUUGUACAGUGACUCGGCGUGGCUUUCGCUGCCUGCAAAGGCGGAUGAAAGAUUGGGAAUGGGAGCAUUUGACUUCAUGUCUAGAGGACCGGCUGGAUACAUCAACAGGCAACCAAACGGAGGAAUUGCAGCUUAGAGAAAUGAUUUGGCUAUUUGCAGGAGAGAGAGUUUUUAGAAGAGGGAAAAAAAAGUUUAAAAUAUAUUUGUUCAAAAGAAAAGUUUUAAAAGCUUUUAUUUACUUUUUACUAUUUUAAUUGUUGCUAUAGUUUCUUUCAUUUCACCUUUGUUUGUUAUCUAAUUUGGGGUUUUGUUUCUUUAAUCUUAUAAAAGAAAAUGUAAACUUAUAUAUAAAAAGACAAAGAAACACUGAAGUGUAUGAAGUUAUUGUCUCUCUUC